CGAGAGCUUCAAAACAGUAUGACAAACAGAGGCGGCUGAGCUGAUGCCAUGGAUCGGAGCUCCACACCGAGGCUGAAGCUGUUGCAGCUGACUGUGCUUCUGCUCAUGUCGGCCAACAUCCUCUGUCUACAUGGGAAUCCUGUCGCAGUGGACCACGAUCUUCAGUGUGUGAACGAUUACUUGUUCACCAUCAACUGCACGAUGAGCAUCGCACCGUCAGAAAACACCUCAGGCAGCAGCAGCUCCUACUGGCUCACUUUCACACAAAAAUGGACACAAGACAAAUUUAUGUGUAUGCUGACAAAAAAACGCAGUGGGCAUCAUUUCUGCUCUGUUAAAACAUCUAUCCCGAUGACCAAUGACGAUUACGAUAAGAUCUUCACAGAUCUAGAUGCUUUUGGAAUCUCACUCUGCCACAACGGACAUGAUGGAAAUGAAACCUGCGAGGUGCUGGAUGACCAAUAUACACCCGUGACAAACAUUAAACCAAACGCACCGUGCUGCCUCACAGUUCGCCACAACUCAAGUCAAUACCACUUCACCUGGAAAAGCACCUACGAGGAAUUCAAAGACUACACCAGCCUGGUCGACAGCUUCAAGUAUCAGCUUCAUUACUUCAAAAGAGACAAAAAGGUGAUAUCACAUGACAUUAACACUGACAGAACAAAGUUCUCUGUGGAUGAUCGGGCGUUUGUGCCAGACACGGUGUACGCUGCCAGAGUACGGUCCAGUCCUAAUCUGGCUUUUUAUAAAGGACAGUGGAGUGACUGGUCCUCUGAGGUCCACUGGAACACAGAGUCUUCCAUGAGUGAUCUCCCAACAAACACUUUGGCUCGUGAACUGGCUAAGAAGUUGUUCAUCCCCUUGUGUGUGCUGGUGACACUCAUCCUACUUAUGUGUUUUGCUCCUGUUAAAAAAUGGAGGCCUAGUUCCUUUAUCCCAUCUCCAGCUCCUUAUUUCCACACCCUGUACAGUGACUGCCAGGGAGAUUUCAAGAGCUGGGUGAUCACACCAAAAGACACAGCAAAUGUAGUGGAAGCAGAGGCAUCGCUCCAAAUCGACUCCAUGAUUAAGUGUGAAGACGUCCCAGAGGAAGACUGUCAGCCUCCCUUUCACCACCAGUUGAUGGAGGGCAGCACCUACAGCAACACAUUCUGCCCAGUCAGUGAUGCUUCGCUCUUGGGCAUCCCUUAUGCUGCGAGUACCAUGGCUCCAGCAUUUAGUCCAGGGAGUCCGACCCUCAGAUCUCAGACGGGGAGCCCUGCUGAGGGUGACUCGGGGUGUUGGCUCUGCAGUGAAACAACCUCCCUGGAGACGGACUCUCCAUGGUACUGUGAUAAGUACUGCACCCUGAGCACCCUCACACAAACCAGUCCAUUCACAGCAGAGCACCGUGGGAGCUUGUCAACAAAAUCUUGCCUACGGGGGAAAAUCAGAGGGGAGGCCAUUGGGGAAGCAUAAAGUGAUGUUAGUAUGUAUCCACUGGAAAAUUGAAUAGUAUGAAAUUUAGCUUCAAAUAUUGUUGGGCCCAAAAGUUUCAACUACACUCAUCUGGAGAGAGAAAUGUAACGCUUCGUGACAACUGCUACAACUGCCUAAAGCUGCGGCUACUGUAAAUGCUUAGCUUUCAUUGAUCACAUUAGUGGCUUUAUGACUGAGCAUUCAUAUUUGUAAAAUGUUUGUACAGUAUCAUGCAUGUGAGAAAAGAAAGGAAAAUUAUAUAAUUGCAUAGCCUUUGCCUGAAACAAAUCAUUCUCAAAAUCAUUGGGUUAUUUUCCCUGGUAACUGAGAAGUUUGCCAUUGUUGUGUAUUUUGUGUAAUAAAGAAAACGCAACAGUU
This is a messenger RNA of Scophthalmus maximus (turbot), 1839 nucleotides long. Its product is annotated as interleukin-21 receptor. Gene Ontology annotation, biological process: cytokine-mediated signaling pathway; immunoglobulin mediated immune response. NCBI's taxonomy places the organism in Eukaryota, Metazoa, Chordata, Actinopteri, Pleuronectiformes, Scophthalmidae. The transcript is spliced from 8 exons. The coding region runs from base 49 to 1461 and encodes 470 amino acids. Gene Ontology annotation, cellular component: external side of plasma membrane. The record is from RefSeq and is a predicted model, not a curated record. Gene Ontology annotation, molecular function: cytokine receptor activity; protein binding.